AUGGUCAAUGAAAAGCUUAUUUGCGUUAUCGGUGCGACCGGUAACCAGGGUGGUUCAGUCGCCCGUCGAUUCCUCGACGCAGGCUUCAAAGUCCGUGGCUUGACCCGAAAUACGUCCUCCGACUCGGCCAAGAAGCUGAGCGCGGCCGGUGCUGAAGUCGUCUCAGUCGAUUUGGAUGAUAUAGAGACACUCAAGGAAGCCUUCAAAGGCGCCAACAUCAUCUUCAGUGUGACAAACUACUGGGAGCCCUUCUUCAGACCCGAUUGCCGACUGCAGGCUGCCAAGGAGGACAUCUCAUGUCGCAAGUUUGCCUACAACGUCGAAGUGCAGCAAGGAAAGAAUAUCGUCGAUGCCGCUGCGACUGUGGCCGGGGGUCUUGACAAGAACGGAUUCUUGGUCUCGACCCUGAGUCAAGCUGAGAAGUGUAGUGGGGGCAAGUUCAAGGAUUUGUACCACUUUGAUGCCAAGGCCGAUGUGUUCCCUGCAUAUGUUGAGGGAAAAUAUCCUGAACUUGCUGCCAAGAUGUCAUGCAUUCACACAGGUUUCUUCUUCACCAGCUUUAACAUUCUUCCUGACUCUUAUAUGAACAAGCUGUCUGAUGGGUCUUUUGAAAUGGCCUUCACAACUACCCCUACCGCUGUAGUCCCUCAUUUUGACCCUGUAGGCGACAUGGGUAACUUUGUCUAUGCUGUCUAUCAAAUGCCGCCAGGCAAGGCAUAUAUGGCUGCAGGUACUUUCUGCACAUGGCCCGAAUGGAUUGAAACAUGGGGCCGUAUCAACAAUGUUCCAGUCAAAUACCGACAGAUUACACCGGAUGAAAUGACUGAGGCUACGCCUGACAAGGAUGCCGGUAUUGAGACGGGAUUGAUGUUUUCAUAUACUUCCGACCCGGGAUAUGAUGGCGGAAUGGAGUUGUUGACUGCCAAAGACAUUGAAAAGGCUGGCAUUGAUUGCCCUAUGACAACAUGGGAGGAGUGGGCGGAAAAGUACGACUGGUCUGCGAUUCUUCAGAAAUAA
This is a messenger RNA of Fusarium pseudograminearum CS3096, 1017 nucleotides long. RefSeq lists its product as uncharacterized. The transcript has 3 exons. The coding region runs from base 1 to 1017 and encodes 338 amino acids. The record is from RefSeq and is a predicted model, not a curated record. NCBI's taxonomy places the organism in Eukaryota, Fungi, Ascomycota, Sordariomycetes, Hypocreales, Nectriaceae.